AUGUCAUCUUCGUCAUCACUACAACCCGCUGAAAGACCAGAAUCAUUUUCGUCUUCUGACUUAAAACCGAAAUUACAUCUAUAUACCGCUGGAACACCUAAUGGAUAUAAACCAAGUAUCCUAUUAGAAGAAUUACAUGCUGCAUAUCCCGAUUCGAAAGAACUGGUAUACGAUUUUAUUCCCAUAAGAUUCUCUGAAACGGAUCAGAAAAAACCUGAAUUCUUAUCUAUCAACCCGAACGGUAGGAUACCCGCCCUCGUAGAUGAUAACGUGCAAAAUCCGAUCAAUGGACAAAGUCAUAACGUCUGGGAAUCAGCGAGUAUCUUACUUUGGUUAACUGAACGAUAUGACGAAGAAAAUAAAUUCACUUUUGAUGAUCCAAUUUUGAGAUCCGAUAUCUUGAGUUGGAUCUUCUUCGCUCAUGGUGGUGUAGGACCUAUGCAAGGUCAAGCUAAUCAUUUCUUCCGAUACGCACCUGAGAAAAUCCCAUACGGAAUCAAGAGGUAUCAAGAAGAGACUGCACGACUUUAUUCAGUCUUGGAAGACCGAUUGAAGGAUCCUGAAAGUAAAGGUUAUCUCGUCGGUGGGAAAUUCACCAUUGCAGAUAUCAACGUUUUUCCUUGGGUACGAUCAUACGCAUGGGCAGGAGUAGAUAUCACCCCUUUCCCAAACGUGAAGAAAUGGAUCGACACCAUCGAAGCUAGACCCGCUGUUUAUAAAGGUUUAGGUGUACCUGCAAGAGGCAAGAAAUUGACCAAAGAAGAAGAAGAAGAGAAAGCAAGAGAAUCCGCAAAGGCUUUCAACUUCGGUAGCAAAUUGGUACCUGGUCGAGAAUCUGAAAAGAAUGGAAAUGGAAAAAGAAAUAUCUGUAUUGAGGGAAGAGAUAAAAACAGUAUGUGA
Kwoniella shivajii is the source of this 900-nucleotide messenger RNA. RefSeq lists its product as uncharacterized. The transcript has 4 exons. NCBI's taxonomy places the organism in Eukaryota, Fungi, Basidiomycota, Tremellomycetes, Tremellales, Cryptococcaceae. The record is from RefSeq and is a predicted model, not a curated record. The coding region runs from base 1 to 900 and encodes 299 amino acids.